Paraphaeosphaeria sporulosa is the source of this 1114-nucleotide messenger RNA. RefSeq lists its product as uncharacterized. Gene Ontology annotation, molecular function: structural constituent of ribosome. The transcript is spliced from 3 exons. The coding region runs from base 43 to 864 and encodes 273 amino acids. Gene Ontology annotation, biological process: translation. NCBI's taxonomy places the organism in Eukaryota, Fungi, Ascomycota, Dothideomycetes, Pleosporales, Didymosphaeriaceae. The record is from RefSeq and is a predicted model, not a curated record. Gene Ontology annotation, cellular component: mitochondrion; ribosome.
CUUUUUCUGGUCAUCAGCGCGUCCACAGCACCACAACGCCCCAUGGCAUCUACAAUCAGACCGUCGCUGCUGCCACAGUGCACGUCAUGCAUACGAAGGGUGACGCGGCGGGGGCUGGAUCAAUGGGGCCAGCAGCAGCAGACGCGCAACAUCUCGAAGGCAGCGAAGGAGGCGGAGCGCAACAUCGUCGUCAAGCUGCGAGAGGAUAUCCCGCGGUUCGGGCGCGCCGGAUCGUACGUUCCCAUUAACCCUGCCCUCAUGCGCAAUAAGUGGUUUCCCGCGCGCGUAGCCGACUAUGUACCAGCCGUGCAGCUGAAGCAAUUGAAGGCCCAGGAUGUGGAUAUGAACCGCGAUGCUACUUUCGGAGUCAAGGCAACAUUGGAGGAAGCAGAGGAAGAGGUCGAGGUGUCGAGGCCACGGCAGCACUAUGUGCGGCCGAUUGAGAUCGAGCAGCUGAGUGCUGAGCGAUCCAUGGAACUCAUCGAUACCUUCGUACCCCCCACGAUCGACUUCGCACGACAGCUCAUUGAGCAAGAGAAGACAGAAACGAAGCGCUACGGUGCUUCCAAUGCAGCAGACAUCCUGAACUUCGCCAUGUCAGCAAGCAAGCCCAAGCCCCUUGAAAACGCCAUCUACGGGUCCGUAUCGACUGCAGACAUCGUCGCGACGAUCAAGUCCGCACUUGCACACAAUGACGAGGCAGCCCGUGUCAUCCUCGCAGAAAACGACGUCCACUUUGUGAGUGGCCACGAAGAAGGCGAUACCUCCAAGGUGAAGCAAUUGGGCAUGUUCAAGGUGGAGAUCGGAGUGCCUGGCGCCGCGCAGCCGUUGACAAGACAAGUUCGGAUUCGGGCGAAGGAGUAGCGAGCUGUAUUACAUAUCUAGCAGACGGCCAGACGCAAUGCCUGGUGCUGAAGAGAUGGUGUAUGAUAACAAUGUUGGGCUGAUGGAUCGUUCUGAGAGUGUUGGACUCAUCCGAAUGUCGUCCCGUCACUUGUCUUCAUGGGGACAUUGCACAUGUACAAUAGGGAGACGGGGACCGCGCGGGGCCGAGGGUGCGGACAUGUCUCCGUUCGCUGUAAACAUACACUGUACAAAACAUGUCAAUGCCGAC